AUGAAACAUUUAUUUGGUGAUAUGGACGAUAAGAUUAGUGCAACAUGUUGUAGUAGCAAAGUACCAUCAUUGAAAUUCAUCUCUACACGAUUUAUCGUUCUUCUGCUAUUUCAGACAAAUGUUCAUUGGAGAAAAUUGGGUGAGGUGAUUCAAAUCAUUCAAAGAUGGCUUUACAAAGCAAAUUUACCAGCAUUAAUUAAAAAGCAAUUGCAGUGCGGAUUGCGUGAUGUUUACCGUGAAAUUGAGCGUUGGAAUGAAAAACAUGCAAAAUUAUUUGAUGAGGACGAGAACGAUGAAACAAGUGAAAUAUUACGUCAGCGGGUACAUCGUAGCAGUCACUUACGAUUAUUUUAUGGAAGCAUUAUUUGGAAAUAUAAUAAGUACGAAAUUAGUGAUCAAAAGACAGCACUAGCAAUUAUUAAAAAGGAUUGUGCCGAUUGGCCUCAAAUGCAAUUUCAAUUAGCUUGUGCUUAUGCCAUUCAUCAUUUAUUAAAUGAAAGAAAUUUUGAUCGUAUCAGAUUGAAAGCAUUUGCGAAAAAAUUGUCCGGACAUUGUUUGUAUGAUUUUUGGUUCGCAUUACUUAACAAUACUCAUGCAUGGAGUAAAAUGCUUAAUUCGGAUAAUUUACUACCAGGACAAACAUUAUCAUUGACUUUUCAGUUUGCUAUUGUACAUGGUUAUUUUGAGCUUGUUAGCUUCAUAUGGAAUCAUAUUACGGAUCCACAGAGAGAAUUUAUUGGAUUACUGCAAUGGAGAAAAGUAUGUUUCAAAGCGAAAGAUCGUGAAGUGCUACAUUUUCUAUGCGAACAACUCUGCGCAAUUAAUGCAGCAGGUCUUGCUCGAAUUACACGGAAUACUUUUUAUCAAACACUUCAAAAUUCAUUUCAGGAAGAUAACAUAGGAUUUCGUCAGGAUGGUAUGCAUAAAUUAGCGUUCUUCUUGGAGAAUAUUUGUCCACGGCUCCGUAGUGCGAUGCUUUCCAUGGAAAAUUUCCGAGCAAUUACAGAUGCAUUUGUGUAUAAUCAAGCAGAGCUUUUUGCUCUCUUUUUGAAUUACCUUGAACCAGAACAAUUACAACUCACGCGUGAAUAUAUUGAUCGUAUUUAUGACCGAAAAAAAAAUGAAACAGCCCAUAAACAACUUCGAAUAUUGUUACGUCGACAAAAAACUCUAGCAAGAGAAACAAUUCAUACGAAUGUUUCAUUGUUAAAUAAUAUAACAAAUAAUUAA
Molecule: messenger RNA, 1230 nt
Organism: Brugia pahangi
Lineage: Eukaryota; Metazoa; Nematoda; Chromadorea; Rhabditida; Onchocercidae
Source: the annotation of a GenBank genome assembly